This is a messenger RNA of Camponotus floridanus (Florida carpenter ant), 1079 nucleotides long. RefSeq names its product S-formylglutathione hydrolase. Gene Ontology annotation, biological process: formaldehyde catabolic process. Gene Ontology annotation, molecular function: S-formylglutathione hydrolase activity. The coding region runs from base 71 to 1039 and encodes 322 amino acids. The record is from RefSeq and is a predicted model, not a curated record. NCBI's taxonomy places the organism in Eukaryota, Metazoa, Arthropoda, Insecta, Hymenoptera, Formicidae. The transcript is spliced from 5 exons. Gene Ontology annotation, cellular component: cytosol.
CUAAAUAUGUAUGGAACAUACAUAUAGAUACACGUGCACAUAAAAAUCUGAGAGAUAAGUCCAAAGUAUCAUGUUUUCUAUGUUAAAGAUAACUUGCAUCUCUCGCUCUCGUUCGCGUGUGACUUUUCGAGCAUUUUGGUCCAGUUUACAAGUCUCAUCCGCGCAUUUCGGAUAUAAAAAAAUGUCCGAGUUAACGCAAGUCCAAAGCAACAAAAUUUUUGGAGGAUGGCAGAAGGUGUAUUCGCACAACAGCACAGAAUUAGGAUGCAAGAUGAGAUUCGCUGUCUAUCUACCACCCCAAGUCGAAGAGGGCCCCGUGCCGGUUAUCUAUUGGCUGUCUGGGCUCACCUGCACCGAGGCUAAUUUCAGCGAGAAAGCUGGAGCUCAGAAAUACGCUGCGAAUUAUGGCGUGCUUCUUGUUAUACCUGAUACGAGUCCUAGAGGACUGAAUAUUCCUGGGGAGGACGACAGUUACGACUUUGGCAGUGGUGCGGGGUUCUAUGUGGAUGCGACACGCGAACCGUGGAGUAAAAAUUACAGGAUGUACAGCUAUGUCACCAAAGAACUGCCUGCUUUGAUUAAUAAGGAAUUCCCAACUUUAGCGGACAAACAGUCUAUAAUGGGUCACAGCAUGGGAGGACAUGGCGCUUUAAUAUGCGCCUUUAAAAAUCCUGGACAGUAUAAAACAGUCUCAGCCUUCGCACCUAUAAGCAAUCCAAUUUUGUGUCCAUGGGGAAAGAAAGCUUUCAAAGGAUACCUGGGGGGACCAGAAGAUAAUGUUGCGUGGAAAGAAUGGGAUGCUACAGAAUUAGCAAAAGUAUACGAUGGUCCACCUUUGAGCAUUUUAAUAGAUCAGGGUAAAGAAGAUCAGUUUCUGAAACAAGAUCAAUUAUUACCAGAAAAUUUAUUAAAUGCUGCCAAGGAUAACGGGAUUGCACUCGCUCUCAGAUUUCAGGAUGGUUAUGAUCAUAGCUAUUACUUUAUAGCUACAUUUAUCGAGGAUCACUUCAAGCAUCAUAUAAAAUAUCUUAAAAGUUAAGUAUGUUCAAUAUUGUUAAAGGCAUUGGAUUUUUGAAAUA